GGCAGAGCCUCAGGAGGGGGCGGGCGGGAUCGGAAGUGACGUAGACUGACUUCUGGCGUGCGUGGGCGGGGCUCCGGGUCUCUUUCCCGGGAUCUCUGCGGCCAGCAUGGAAGCAAAGACUCUUGGAAGUGCAACGCCCAGAAAACCUGUCUUAUCUGUCAGUGCAAGGAAAAUUAAGGACAAUGCAGCCGAUUGGCAUAAUUUAAUCCUGAAAUGGGAAACCCUCAAUGAUGGAGGUUUUGCCACUGCAAAUAAUAUUGCCAACCUGAAAAUGAGUUUAUUGAGCAAAGACACGAUAGGAUUAGAGAGCAGCAGCCUGGCUUCUGAUGAAAAUGCAGAAAAGGAGCACCCAGAAUACAGCAGGGAGCUCGAGAUGCUGUGCGAGGGGCUGCAGACCACCCUGGAUGCUCUGACCAAAAUACAGAUGAAAAUGGAAAAGCUGUCUUCCACUACCAAGGGGAUUUGUGAACUAGAAGAUUACCAUUACAGGGAGGAGGGAAAACGGCCCCUCCUGUUCCACACGUGGCCCACAGCCUAUUUUUACGAGGUCUCCCGCAAGCUCUCCGACAUGUACGGCCGGGAGCUCCGCCUGAAGCGCACCGUCGUGGAGCAGCUGGCUCACACGGCCGACCGCGACCUGGCGCUGAGCUUCCUCUCCAUGUGGCUGCACCAGCCCUACCUGGAGGCCGACAGCACGCUGCUUCUGGAAAGCAUGCUGCUUGAAACGGGCCACCGAGCGCUGUGACCUCCCAGUGCGGCUCCGCGCACCUCCGGGCUCUGGACCUCAGCUUCUGCAGCUCCCACGGCGGACGCUCCUUCGGGUGGGCCCCGUGCCGCACCCCGGGAUCACGGCCCCUGCCGCACCCCGGGAUCACGGCCCCUGUCGCACCCCGGGAUCACGCCCCGUGCCGCACCCCGGGAUCACGCCCCGUGCCGCACCCCGGGAUCACGGCCCCUGCCGCACCCCGGGAUCACGGCCCCUGCCGCACCCCGGGAUCACGCCCCUGCCGUACCCCGGGAUCACGGCCCCGUGCCGCACCCCGGGAUCACGGCCCCUGCCGCACCCCGGGAUCACGCCCCGUGCCGCACCCCGGGAUCACGGCCCCUGCCGCACCCCGGGAUCACGGCCCCUGCCGCACCCCGGGAUCACGGCCCCUGCCGCACCCCGGGAUCACGCCCUGUGCUCUGGCACAGCCACCCACUGACCUUAGGAUCUUCCAGACCUGAUCAUUUCACCAGCUCUCUGCGGUUAUCACUGCUGCCUGCCGUCCAGCACUCAGCGUCAUCUGCACCUAUUAUGAAUGUGUCACUAUGAAGACUUCUGCCCGAAAUAAAUGAGUUCCUCAACAGAA
Molecule: messenger RNA, 1352 nt
Organism: Balaenoptera ricei (Rice's whale)
Lineage: Eukaryota; Metazoa; Chordata; Mammalia; Artiodactyla; Balaenopteridae
Gene: CINP
Product: cyclin dependent kinase 2 interacting protein
Exons: 5
Coding region: 107-745 (212 amino acids)
Source: RefSeq, a predicted model, not a curated record